Molecule: messenger RNA, 1449 nt
Organism: Aspergillus fijiensis CBS 313.89
Lineage: Eukaryota; Fungi; Ascomycota; Eurotiomycetes; Eurotiales; Aspergillaceae
Product: 2OG-Fe(II) oxygenase
Exons: 4
Coding region: 139-1401 (420 amino acids)
Source: RefSeq, a predicted model, not a curated record
CUUCAUCGCGCGUACAAAGUGCGGUUGAUCCUGAUCGUCCACGCGUUCCUCCGCCUUCUCCCACAAGAACCUGUCCACAUCUAUCUCUAGGACCUCUGAACACUCGCGCAGGGCAGAAGGUGAUCCCCUAUGGCAGAAAUGGCAUCAUGUUGGAGUGAUUCCGACACGGAGGAUGAGAUGAUGGGCCUGCGAUCCAGUCUACUGAAUGCUUUAGAUGCCAUUGAAACACCCGCGGCUUUUGCAUCCUCUGGAGAAAUUGGCUUUGUUGAUCCAGGGGUGUUUGUCCACGGUAUGGGUCCAAUCUACCUCCCCUUGGAGGAAUCACAAGCGCGACAAAUGAUCGAGCAGGCGCAUCAGGCCCCCUAUGGCAAGGGAAGCGAAACGAUCAUUGAUACCUCCGUGCGCAACACCUGGGAAUUGCACUCGGGUCAAUUCGAACUGCGAAGACCGAGCUGGAACACCUUGCUCGAGCGAGUGGUUGCCGGUGUCGCGCGGGAGCUGGACCUUGACUCGACCGUUCAUGCCGAGUUGUAUAAGAUGUUGAUCUAUGAGGAGGGAGCCAUGUUCAAGCCGCACACCGAUACAGAGAAGGCGCCUGGGAUGGUUGCGACUCUGGUCAUUGGUCUCCCCUCUGCUCACGAGGGAGGCGAGGUGGUCGUGAACCAUCGCGGACAGCAGAAGACCUUCAAGUUGUCCAACACUCAAUGCUCCUAUGCAAGCUGGUAUUCAGACGUUGUGCAUGAAGUGCUUCCGGUCACCUCCGGGUAUCGGUGGGUGCUCACCUACAAUCUUGCCCUGGAUGCUUCGCAACCGCGUCCCGCGGGAGGUCUCCAACCACCAGACAACUCUUAUCUUUACAAGACCCUCAAGCUCUGGGUGGAGCAGGAUGCAAGCCUCGGUCCUACAAGCCACUUCUGGUACCAGCUAGACCACGAAUACACGGAAGCCAGCAUUUCCCUCAGGGCCUUGAAGACGCGAGACCUGGCCUGCGUUCAGGCGCUAUACGAAAUCUCCACCAUGCUGCCCGUGGACAUCUUCCUCGCCGUUCUAGAAAAGACAGAGCACGGGACCUGUGAUUAUGAUGAUGAUGAUCGCUAUCACCCGUACGAUGCAAUGUAUACAGAAGGCUUUCAUCCCCUGGAGGAUGUUACGAGCACCACGUAUGAGGUCAAAUCGCUGGUCGACCUUGAUGGGAAAAAGGUGCUUCGGGGAAGGACGCUAGACACCAAAAGUAUUCUCCAGGCAGAUUGUUUCGAAGAUAUUUCCCCGGAAGAAUCCUACCGAGGCUAUCUAGGAAACGAGGGGCCGGAUGUGACGCAUUGGUACCGAGUGACGGCAGUGGCAGUGGUAGCUCGAUGUUCGACCGCGUCGUUCCUUCUAGGUGGUCUGCCGAAGAAGUGAUGAUGAUGACGAUAGUUCUAUUAACCUAAGCCUAUUUUUGCAUAGGAG